AGCUCAGUGAGCUGAUCAGAGAGAAAGCAUUCUGCCUGCCCAACUCCUACAAAUCGCAAUCAUUUCCUAACCUCCCCCUUUUUAACAUAUUUGAUCACUUUGAUUCUCUAUUCUUUUUCUUAUUAUUUUUCUGCGCAUGAAGGAGGUUCUAGGUUGUGAUCUUUUUGUUUUAGAAGGCAAUCAUUUGCUCGUCGGAGAGUUGACUUCAUUCUAAGAUCCCAAGCAUUGGCUUCAGUUGCGCGCCGCUGCUCGCGCUUUACCUCACAAGAAGAAAAAGGAGAAGCAGCAAUAUUUUUUUACCAGUUGAUGAUUUUCCUCAAGACUCGUGCUGGAACUUGAUAGCACUCGCUGCAGUGUGUACAUCAAUUGCGUUUUAUGCCGCUGACACGUCGUGUGCAAUUUGCUGUUCAGUUUCUUGAAUAGCCAUACCUCGUCUCAUUAUUACAAUCAGUUAGUCAACAUUUUUCCCUUGAUGGGUCUCCUGGAUGGCUGACUGUAAGCGCCCCUGGACUUGGCCUUUACGCGAAAGGCAGCGACUCAGCUCGCCAUCACAUCAGUUUUAAAACGUGAGCUUCGCAGCGGCUGCUACAGCGAUAGCCCUUAGAUAUCUCGACAUUUUUCGGAAGAUUCCACGGACAUUUGAAAACAGUACGGUAUUGACAAUUACUUGACUCGCCUAUAUUGAGUAUAACGUUUUGCAUUCUUUAGGCUUAACGUUCAUCGCUACACCAAAAACGGCAGACAAAAAGUUUAUUUUCGUUGACUGAUAGAUAUGGCAAUGGUAGUGUGGAGAGGCUCCCAGGACGAUGUGGCUGACACUCAAGGUACUCUUUCUUCGCAAGCCCAAGGAGGACUAUCCCUUCCAACCCCUCAACCAGGCCAGUUGAAUCUGACAGCCUCUCAGGUCGCCCCUCCGACCCCUCAGACACCCGUCCAAGGACCCCCAAACAACACGCAAUCUACGCCAACAAACCAGACGACGCAGAGUCAAUCGGAAAAGCAGCAACCGCAACACAUAGAAUGUGUGGUUUGUGGUGAUAAAUCUAGCGGUAAACAUUAUGGCCAGUUUACUUGCGAAGGGUGUAAAAGCUUCUUCAAACGGAGCGUACGAAGGAACCUCAGUUACACAUGCCGUGCCAACAGGAAUUGUCCUAUUGACCAGCACCAUCGCAAUCAGUGUCAGUACUGUCGCCUUAAAAAAUGCCUAAAAGUUGGCAUGAGACGGGAAGUUUCUCUUUUUACUGCAGCGGUGCAAAGGGGACGGAUGCCACCCACACAGCCACACCACGGCCAGUUCGCCUUGACAAAUGGGGACCCACUGCACUGCCAUUCUUACUUAUCCGGAUAUAUAUCUCUUCUGCUAAGAGCGGAGCCGUACCCUACGUCCCGGUAUGGCAGUCAAUGCAUGCAACCCAACAACAUCAUGGGUAUCGAGAACAUUUGUGAACUUGCAGCCAGGAUGCUCUUCAGCGCCGUGGAGUGGGCCAGGAAUAUCCCAUUCUUUCCAGACCUUCAGAUUACUGACCAGGUGGCUCUUCUGAGGUUGACCUGGAGUGAGUUGUUUGUGCUCAACGCCGCGCAGUGCUCCAUGCCUCUCCAUGUGGCUCCACUUCUUGCGGCGGCUGGCCUUCACGCCUCCCCCAUGUCUGCGGACAGAGUGGUCGCCUUUAUGGACCACAUUAGGAUCUUCCAAGAACAAGUGGAAAAGCUUAAAGCAUUGCACGUUGACUCUGCUGAAUACAGCUGCUUGAAGGCAAUUGUACUUUUCACUUCAGAUGCUUGUGGCCUCUCAGAUGUGGCCCAUGUGGAAAGUUUGCAAGAGAAGUCUCAAUGUGCCCUGGAGGAAUAUGUUCGGAGCCAGUAUCCCAAUCAGCCAACUCGUUUUGGGAAGUUGUUACUUCGCUUGCCUUCGCUCCGCACAGUCUCAUCUUCAGUCAUAGAGCAAUUAUUUUUCGUCCGAUUGGUAGGUAAAACCCCAAUUGAAACCCUCAUCAGGGAUAUGUUGCUUUCGGGGAGCAGUUUUAACUGGCCUUACAUGUCAAUUCAGUAAGCAGAAGGAAUGAACAAAGGGGCUAAGACUACAAUGGUUAGAGCCUCUUUUGUAGAAGGAAAACGGCUGUUACACGAGCUCGCUUUCAUGAAGAAAGACAUUGUGAAAUGACUGUGAAUUUCAAAAUUGAGACAUCCAGUGAACUUUCAAAAUGCAGAUAAAAGCUCCCAGUGUCAUUCGGAACAACCGGCUUCUUAUCCAUUUUUUAAGAAAGAAGAAAAUGAAACAAAAAAAUAUGAAAAGGAUUUUGGUAAUCCUUAAAAGGAAAACAAAUCUAUAAAGUGCAUUUAAAAUGAAAAAUUGGAAAAAAAACUUAAGGGAAAAGAAAAAGUAAGUUUUCUUUUUCCAACCUACUUGUCCUGUGUCCAUGUAUCUAUAGCUGUGUUUUGUAUUUUUAUUUUGUUCCUUCUUUCUGGUUCCAAACCGGCAUAUGUGAUUAUGUAGUACAGGUGGUGUUCUUUUCUAAAACCAUGAAUUAUUUUGAAACAGUAAAGUAAUGUACAAAUGUUCUUCAAGAAUUAAAAUUUAAUCCACAGCAAUAGGAAAAGGCUUAUGAAAAUACAUGCUUAAUGCUGCAAGCGCACUUACUAAAGAUGGCCCAAUUAACUGGGAAAGGGUGUUUUCCAGUUUUUAGUGUAACUUUUUGACCCAGCUAAAUAAUUUGCUUGUUUUAAAGGUUGAUAGAUGGACUGUCAGGGUCCAGUUACUUUUGUAACUAUUUCCAGUUAGGCUAGUCAGUGGAACAUCCGCUCUAAACUGGGAUUUUACAAGGGACAACUGCCUAUGCGACAACACAGGCCACCCUAAUUCUACCUUUACAUGGUAUUAAUGCAAAUGAAACCCUCAUACUUACAUGUAGCCUUUAAGUAUCUCUGUUCAACGAUGAUUCAUAGCCUAUAGCCUGAACUUUGGCAAAGUAAAACAACUAUCCAUACCUAUUUUCAAAUGGUCAUGGGUCAUAUAUGUUUUUACAUUGCUGGAAAAGGGUUUAAUAGCAGUAUUAUUAUGACCUCCCUGAAAUGUCACCCUUCACUUCAAGCAUUAAGUGCCUGACAAGCGCGAUGUAAUUUCUUAUCAAAAUGUUGAUUAAGUAAGCCUAUAGAACACAAUUACAUUUGAAACUUCAGUCUUAUGCUUGAGCAUUUCACUUGAAAACAUUUAUUAGAAGCAGUAUUGUUGUAAAUAUAGGUCAAUUCAUUUCAACGAGUUUUCCUUUAUACAAAGUAUAUGUGAUUAAGAAAUCUGUGGUUGCCAUUUUUUCGGUAAUACAACGUCUUCAAAUUAAGUGGCAGACUUAGCUAGUAGCACUGAAAGUUAUGUUUGUAAUGUAUAUACAUAUUACGACAAAUGUUUUCUUUUCAUGUAUUUAGACUGUGAAUGCAUGGCCACAGGUCGCUAACCUAUUUUACCUUUGAUAUAUAUAAAUGUAAAUGUUUUUUGACUGUAUAGAUAUAAUCUGUGCAUUCAGUACGCUAGCCCUUGUAUUUAAAAAAGAAACAAAACGUUCAAUAUUAGACUUAGACUAAACAGGGUGAGCUGGUUUGGAAAGGAGUACUAUUUUGACUUAGUGUUCUGCUCCUUCGGUCUACGACAGAUGCCUUGUGUGUGUGUGUGUGUGUGUGUCUGUGUGCGUGUGUGAGCGUGAGUGCGUGUGUGUUUUUGCAUGCAUGUGCACAUGCGUGCGUACAUGUGUGUGAAAGCUAGCAAUUUUGUCCUUGUUUUGAGGCUUUUCUUCAACACACAAGACACCAUGUUGUGGUCGGAUAAAAAGGGAUCAUAUUGUGUAGUUGAUUGAAUACUGAUCUUUGGCUGUUCCCAUGCCACAUAUGGACCAGAGAAUGAUACAUGAUUGUAAUUAUGAACAGUUUAAACUGACCCACGUUUUUAUAUAAAUAUAUAAAAAUAUAUGACUGCAGGGUAUUGAUAACGUAUAGAUACUUUUUUUUAUGACGAUUAUUAUUAUUAUUAUGAUUAUUAAUUGCAAGUGAUACAUGUGAGUGUGUGUGAAAGUUUAUAGUUAAACACAAUUCUUGUUUGUUUGUGUUAGCUUAUUGUAAACGAGCAUUCUGCUGUAAAUUUGUUCUUGGUAUUAAAUUAUAAUUUAUGAA
Messenger RNA from Hypomesus transpacificus, 4158 nucleotides. It is a transcript of the gene nr2f2, whose product is annotated as nuclear receptor subfamily 2, group F, member 2. Bases 773 to 2050 code for a protein of 425 amino acids. The transcript has 3 exons. Gene Ontology annotation, biological process: cell differentiation; negative regulation of transcription by RNA polymerase II; anatomical structure development. NCBI's taxonomy places the organism in Eukaryota, Metazoa, Chordata, Actinopteri, Osmeriformes, Osmeridae. The record is from RefSeq and is a predicted model, not a curated record. Gene Ontology annotation, molecular function: zinc ion binding; retinoic acid binding; RNA polymerase II cis-regulatory region sequence-specific DNA binding.